AUGCUAACUAGCGAACAAGGCGGGGGAAAAGAUUCUUGUAACUUCUUUGAGUUAACGAGUGGGACUGGAGACGAAGAGGAAAGUUUUUCGGUAGUGCCCGGUCCAACUUCAACUAGCCCGGUUGUCGAUGAUAAAGGCAGCGAAUUCCGUUCGAAUUCCGGCCCUUCUUCACUGAGUCUCAGUCAACCAUUAUACAACGCCCAUGAUAAGGAAAUAUUUGACGACAAUUUAUUAUUAGAAUACAGAGCACUGCUUCAACAUCGCCCAAACACGACCAGUCGAAUAAAUUAUACUACAUUAAAGACUUCUUACGGUCAUAAUUAUGCUUUUCAGGGGAUAGGACGCAUAAUUGAGGAAUACAAUCGUUCACGAGGAAUCCUUGAAACCCGCAACAAAACUCACUGCGCACUGCCUAAAGUUAACAACAAAACAACAACAGGUCAUUUAGGAAACGCGGACAAAAGACGUUCACAUACAGCGGCUUUACCCGUGAUACUUAAACUUACGCACAGAAAAAAGUGUGGUGUCAGCGGUAAGCUUGCAGAGGACAAAGACACAGAUGAGAGAGUCCUACCUACAACUUUGAAUAAGUCAGCGGAGGCAUCGUACUCCAUCAUGACUCCAUAUAUGGCGAAUAUUGUGUGGUCUGUAAUGGAAGAUGAGAAGGUGCAAUGAGAAAACAGUCUGAGGCUAUUGUCACACUAUACCGGGUAGCUUUUACGCCGGCACAGAAACUAUACUGGAUAGGGCUUCUGUUUACACAUAAGAACGGUGAUUUCGGCGCGAUUUCUGUAACGGAGCGAUGCUGCGCCGCGCCCAUCUCUAAAGUGGAGAGUCACAUAUCGGAUAGGUGUUCAUACUAUACUGGAUAGUUUUUAGUGUCAGCAAAAUAAACUGUCCGGGGUAGUGUGAACAUAGCGUUUAUUCAAACCGCGGAGAAAGCAAUUUUACCGCAGUACGUAGCCUGCGAGCAAGCUCUCCAUUUGGGAGAUAUCGUGAAAAGUAGACGCGCGAGAGGAGACGCGAAAGCGUGGACGGGGAAGAGAGUCCUUUCCUCGGUCCCUCGCGCCUCGCUUCGCUCGCUUAAAUAGGAAAGCUUGCUUGCAGGCAAAGCAGUACGUUUCCAGCGCUACAACUAUAAUCUAACGCAUUUAAGUGUUUUACACACCCAGGUCAAAGCGGCUACGAAAUAGUUUGUUUUACUCGGUCAAACGGCAAACGUGAAAUUGUACCACGUGACCAAGUUUUUCCCUUAACUGUCGUUUACCUGUUUAUUACUUCUACUCAAAAAUAAGUAGUUUCACGCCGGUUUUAUACAUAAGAAUUGUUCUGGACAGUUUUUAUCUGUUUAUUUUUUUUAUUUUAAGAAAUUCUCAACUUGAAACUGACAUUUGCCGUUUGUCGUAAACGUGAUGAUAAUUAAUAAUUACUAUAAGGAGGUCUAACGACAAAUGAGAACACGAAAGCGCUCAAAAAUGACUGAACGCGACUUCCGGUUCCUGAUUUGCUGCUCUGCCAUUGGUCAAUUCCAUUUUUCAGAUCUGCGCGCUUCACCGUCACUGCCGUCUCGUAUUUUAAAAAUCUUCCUAUUAUCGCAGUAUCUACUGAGCGUGGUGAGUCUUUAACGCAAAGCAUUUCAUAGCCUUCUACCAACUGGUUGUUUCACCGUGGGGUUCAGAUACCAAUAACCGUAAAUAUUCGUUUGGGCGUCCUGGGCGCUCAAUUAAAUUUUGGGCUUUGAUAAAGGGCGCUUACUCGAGGCGGGCGCUUGUUCGAGGCUGAGCGCUUAUUAAAUUUUCAUUAUUUUCAGCAAGUAGUAAGUCAAAUUUUUAAAAAAAAACAGUAAAUAAUAACAAAACUUGAAGAUGUACAACAGCAGAAUUAUAACUGUGCAUUGGAAGUUUAUUUUUAAAAAAGGCUAAGAAUUCGGUCUCUUAGUAGCACCUAGUCAAUUUCUACAUGUAUCUCAUUGUCAAUAAGGUCAAUAAGCGAAUGCUCUAGUGUUGCCACGUAGAUGUCUCACAGUGCAACGUCUGCAAAUGGGUCAGUAAACGAGAAGCAGAUAUGGCAGAUAAGAUAUAAUAACCAAUCCUCUUUUCGUCCACUUCAGCUCUUUUUUUGGCGAGCGGGAGGGUGGUGGGUGGGGAGGGAGCUUAUUCAAGGCUGGGCGCUUAUUAACUUUUCCUUCCUACAGGAAAGGCACUUAUUCGAGUCUGGGUGCUCAAUCGAAUAAAUACGGUAAAUGUCAUAGUCACUUCCUUUGACAUUUUGGCAUUUCCAUAGCAAUGGGAAUCAAUCCCAUUCUGAACUCACCUCGGGAAGGGGUCAUUUAUAACAUGCCGUUUUGUCUCCAUCGCGGGAGAAUAGAACGAUUUUCGUUUGACCUUGAAAUGAAAACGCGCGCACAAAACAGAAACAACAAACGAACGGAAAUACACCGAUUUGAUUGGUUUAUCAAACGGACACAAACGCGCAUGGUUUUUCUUUGUUUCUCGGGUGAAAAAACUUCAUGCCCGAGAACUUUCUAGAAAUCAAUCGAUACUUCGCUUUGACAUCAUACUGCAACACGAUUGGCCAAUCUAAUCAUGCCUUCUCCAUAUUAGGGUUUUCUUUGGCAGGAAAACGAAGAGUCCGUGUUUUGAUCUUUUCCCUGAUAAAACAAAUAACCAACACUUACCGAAACCAUUUUUCACGGUCAUACGAAAAUCGCUGUAUAUAGCCAGUUAAAGAACCGCCACUGUACCCAACGUACUGAUCCAGUCUCAUUCAGAACUUCAAAAAGACCAAUAUACCUCUCGGGCGUCAAAUUCCUUGUCAUUAUGACAUUACCAAUACCAUGUUCAAGUUGGAAACUCUUCUUCAGUGUCGCCGGUUUCUGUACUGAAUGAUUUCUUAACAACAAAAGGGAGGACUAGCUCAAGCAACCGCGUCAAUAAGUUUUCCAAAGUGGUCAUAGAUCAUUUCCUUUUCAAAGCUCAAUGAUCUGUGGCAUUGGACCCCUCCACUGACCUUUCCAGUAUGAAUUUCCCUGCCGAGAGUUGCCUCCCGCAGACUUAGCUCAAUUCAAAGGUUCACUAAGGCAUACAUUAAAUCCCUUAACCACUGCCUGCGUUGCAGCCGACCCACGAAUCAUCUAGACCAUUGGUAUAGUCCGUCUGCAAACAGCAAGAUGCCAGUUCACAAGGGGACUGCAUCCUGUAAAUUGCUUGUCACAUACAUGUGUACAUGUACUUAAUGCGAUUGUACUUUACCUUUGGUUCAGCACUGUUGAAUUUGAUUGUGGCUUGCAAAACGAAGUCUGUUCAAAACCAUGCCAUGCUUUUCGUGGUUUUUGUAUACACAGGAUACUUUCCGACUGUAAUUUGACUCAUGUACUUCUUAAUAAGAUGACAAGCUGGUGUCAUCAGAACAGGAGGUAUCUGUUACAAAAGUAAAGAAGGUUUCAAAAAUUCCAAGUUACAAUGUAUUUGUGACUAGAUAUAUGCAUACAUUGAAGUUAAAGAGGCACAGAUGAUAUGGACUAGCUACACCAACAGCCAUUACACCUUUGAUGAUGCCGGCCAGCUGGUGGUUUAAAAAUGCAUUUUUGACCACAUCACCAAUGAUGCAGUCAGAGAGAGAAGAAUCAGGCAAGCCAUUGGGCCCUAUGAUGAUAUAUUAACCACGGUAAAGAAACGCAAGUGAAAGUGGUUUGGGCACGUAUCAAGAUCAGCAGGGCUCGCCAAGACAAUUUUACAAGGAACAGUGCAAGGAGGGAGAAGAAGGGGCCGACAAAAGAAGCAUUGGGAAAAUAAUGUCUCUGAGUGGACAGUUUUGCAACACCCUAAGAGAAGCUGAAAACAAAAUCAAAGGGAGGGAAAGGGUUGCUAGGUUCAUGGUGCCCCAACAGUCACCAUGACUAUGGGAUAUAUAUAAGUGCAAAUGCAAGGUGCUUUUGGGCCGGUUGUCCAAGUUUUUGUGUGGAAAAGGCUAAAACUGAUAUUUGAUAGCAUUUGUCAGCCUCCUACAUCUCACAUUUGCCAACGUUUGCCACUGUAAGCCUCUGUUAGGGGCUGCCCCCAUAGAGAAUUUCAUUCUAGUACUUAAAAGUACUAGAAUGAGUGUCUUGCAAAACCUCACUAGUCAGUGAGUGAUGAGUCAAGUAAAAGGAAAUCUGCAAGCCUGAAUAAAAUAAAUGCCAACUAUUUCAAGUCUGUGCUUGCCCUAAUAGUAGCCAGUGCUUAACCCUAAUCACUGUUUUCAGUGUUCAGUAUUGAUGUUUACUCACCCCAUCAACUUGUGUCAGUGCAUAUCAGCCUGUGUCAACCUGAUUACCCUUUUUACCCUCCAUCAGCCUCUUCUGGCCUCUGGUUGCCUCUGUCAGCCUGUCAGUCACUGUUAACCUAUGUCUGUCCCUGUCAGCUACUGUCGCCCCUUGGUUGCAGAAUCUAGUGAAGAAAUAAGUGAUUUCAAUGGAAUAACACAGAAAUCUUUUGUGAAAGUAAACCAGAGAAAACUGGGAAAAUGUGAAAAAUUUCAGGAAUGUUUACUGUGAAGUGAGCAAUCACAAGUUUGGGACAGGCAAGAAAACCUCACCACCUCCUAAACUGUUGUGAGGAAAAACCAACAUGGUGUGGAAAAACUAAACUGCUAACAGUAACAGUAAUUAUUACUGUUACUGUUUGCGGUUUAGUUUUUCCACACCAUAUUGGUGUUUCCUCACAACACAUUAACGUUCCAUGGAUACUUCUGGUGUUUGCAGUUUUGUGCGUUUCAGAGUAAACCAAUGAGAGGCGAAGAAAUAUUUUGAAUGAAUCCUAAUGAUACCUCCUUGCAAAGCAAGGUUUAUAAUUUUGUCAACCUGACGUUGUGUGUGGUAGGUGCAUGGGUUGCGGUGAGUAAAGAAAACAAAACUGCAAUAAACUUGGCCCGGUUGUUUUUGCGGCCAAUUUGGCCAUCAAGAAUCCCUUUAACAAUGUAUUUCGAUGGCAGAGGCACUUUGAAGAGAAAAUGGAGGCGACUUGUAUUUUUUUCUCGGAUGGCUUUUUUCCCCAUUUAUCCUACUGCUGGUCUUUUACCAGACCAUGAGCUUCGCGAAGUUCUGAAAUCUAGAAAAAUUACAAUUUCGGGGAGCAAGAGUAUUAGGGACCUCAAGCAACCACUGGAGGCGGUCAAGAAGAGGCGGAGAGGGCCACGAGGGAUCGAUCGCGAGUGGGUCGAGGCCACAACCCCAUCACUUUUCAGCCCAACUCUGAAAAAUUGCAAACGGUACAAGAAAAGAACCUCAAAAUUAAGGCUAUCUUCCUUAAGUUCCAAAUGUGAUACUAUUCCAGGCUAUAAGUUAACUUAAAUCUUGAUACUUGAACCUGGAAUAUUAUAACCAGGCAAGGACAAAUUGGGCAAAGACUUGCUGAGACUUGGCGCCCACUUGCUAAGGAAAGGUGAAAAAUACAUACUUACCAACAUUCUAUACAUCUUUUAAGAUAUUAUCACUCCAUAGCGAUUAGAAUAAAACUUGUGCAGACCUCUAGAAAAAGGCUUAAAGGGGAACGUUAACGUCUUCAUGCUGGCUCAAAAAUUAAAAUGGCCGCGCUUUGCAUAUAAGGACAUUUGGUGUGGCAUACAUAAACUAAAACCUACGUCUCCUGGUGUUGAGGGAGACUGGGAAUAGAGUUAUGGCGGCGGACAUGGCGGGAAACCAAAGAAGCUAAAAACCAUAAUUAUUUGGAUUGGAAAUUCUUCAGUGUUUGGUUUGAUUUUUGUUCUACAAUAACUGCAGUUACUUGCGAUUGGCUGCUGCUUUUUUUGAACAGGAUUACGUGUGAAUCGUGCCUAGAUUUGUCGUGGUCUGGGCCUCGGAGUUCAGUCUCGGAGUUAGCAGUAUCUUCAUCCGAAAUCAAUUCUGCCAGAUCAGCAAAUAAACUUGCUCAGCGAAGAUGUCUGACUGGUCAUCAACGUUUUGGGGAAGUACGGCCGGACUGUUUGGAGAAGAAGAUGAAGAUGAUGCUUUCGAUCCAGAUCGUCAAGUUUGUAUUGUUUUCCUACAUGUACCAAAUCGAUUUCGGUUUUUCGUGUUACAGCUAGCCUCGCGGGCGUUAUCAAUUGAACGGUCCAAGCUGAAAUUGAACCCAAUCGAUCAAGUUUAAAUGGCUCGAUUGGACUCAGCGAUUUACCUCCCCCUCCAAUAGAACGUUGUAAUAAUUACGUUUGGUUCAAGGAUUAGGUCAUAUUGGAGUGGAGGAAAUGUGUACUGAAGAUACAUCAGCUGAGGACGUUCGAUUUUUUUAUCCACUCUUUUCAAAGUUGCCAACAAAAAAUGAACUCUUCGGAUUUCAUUUUUCCAAAGGACGCUGACGAAAAAUUGAGGGUUCCGAUUGCUUCCAUGUUUGGGGGGAUGGGGGUUGGGGAUAAAAAUGGAAUGUGUCCAGUAAAAAAAAGAAAAUUAAUAUGUGAAAUGCAUCAUCAUCAUCAUCAUUGUAAUAAUAAUCAUCGUCAUAAUCACCAUCCUUACUUUGUAUAUGUUACGCAUCAAAAUUGAAAUCAGGUUAAAAUUUUUUAACCUAGGUUGAUUCUCAAUUUUCUUUGUCUCCUAGCCCUAAUUAUUGAAGAAUAAAUUAUCAGAACAAUAGGGCUAGGAGCAAAAAAAUUUAGAAUUAACCUGGUUAAACCAUUUAACCUGUAAUUUUCACCUGUAACGUAUGUGUGGUAUAAAAGUACUAGGCAUCAUAAAUCAUAAAUGAAAUAAAAUUAAUAUUAUAAUAUUAUUACCAUCUUUAUGAUAAAAAUAAAUUAUUAAUACAGUGUUUCACUUGAGACUAUGUAUAAUAAUAUAAAAUUAUUUGGCUGGUUUAUAGACACCAAAAAUUGCUACACCUUCACCCCUCCCCCUCCAUCCAAAACCCAUUGCUCUGAUCCCUACCUUACUCUGAUAAAGAAACUACUCAGAUCCAAAGGAUUGGAAAAAGUGAUUACUAAUAUUCCCAUUAAUUUCUAUUAGACUCGCUGGGACAAUAGGGACAGCCUAAUUUUGGUAAUUGACUGCUCCAGAGAAAUGUUAAAAAAGUCAAGAGGAGAAAUUCCAUUUCAGCUGUGUAUUAAGGUUUGUAUCAAAAUAAUACCACAGAGUAUUUAGCUUCAUUGUUAAAACUACGGAAAGCAGUUACAAUUACAGCUUUUUUCAUACUGUUAAUGCCAUCAAUAAUGUUGAUGGUAGCUUAAUAAGAAAUAGGCCAUAACUGUACCUGGAAUGAACAGAUACUUUGUAUUUGUUGUAGCCAAUUAUUUUUAACAUUUUUCUGUUGUGGUUCAAAUUUUUCUUUGGUUUAAAAUUUCUCAAACUAGUUUAAUUUUUACUUUCCUUUGUCUAAAAUCAAUUACCGUAAUCAGAGACACAGAAAAACAAAAAUUAAACUGGUUUGAAAAAUUUUAAACCAAGGAAAAAUUUAAACCACAACAUAGCCAUCACUACAUGUUCAUAGAUGUUUAACAUCUGGGUUAAUUAUCUAUAGUGUAUUCUAGCCAAGAUCUUAUUUUAUUUUAUUUUUUUAAAUUUUUGCAUUUAUUAGUGUGCUGUGAGCGUCCUGAAGAACAAAAUCGUAAGCAGUGACAAAGACCAGAUUGGCAUUGUAUUCUUUGGAACUGUAAGUAUAUUUGUAAAAAAAGUGACAUUAGCUCCCCCAAAGGGGUACAGGUACAGUGCACAUAAUUAUGGCUCUUUAGGGCAGUUACCAACCCUUUAAGUCCUUGAUUUAUCUUUUGUUAGUUAACCUUCAUUUUACCCGGCCUGUUUUGAUCUGAUUUGAUUGACAGUAUUAUUUUUUUUCUAGGACAAAAGCCAAAAUUCAAGCGACUUUAAGCAAAUUUAUAUUUAUCAGGUAACUUGACUUACAUAAUGUACUGUAAAUUGAAAUCAUUCUGUUAUAUAAUCACUUUCAGCUGUUUUCAAUCUGGUCACUUUUGGUCUUUGGUCUUUUUCACCAGAGUCAUAAAUGAUAAUAGUACAACUGUAUGAUAAUAACUAUUUGUGUCUUAAAUCUACAGGAAUUAGAUUCGCCAGAUGCCAAAAAGAUCCUUGAUCUUGAAAGAUUUCUUGAAGGUAUAAGAACACUUCAACAACUGGCCUUCAGUCCAUUGUUUUGAGCUUGUUUUUUGUGGUUACCCCUGAAUUCUUUGUUCACUGAAGAUUAUUUCAUUUGAUGAAGUGUAACACUUUCUUUAACUUUGCUGCUAACAUCUGUUUCAUUCAAUAUCUAUUUCAGAUGAGAGCUGUGAUAAUUUUGCCACCAAAUUUGGACACAACACUGGAUUUUCUCUGAAUGAUGUUCUGUGGACAUGUUCUAAUAUGUUUGCCAAGAGGUAUGGCUUGUUGAAAGAGUCUUUUUUAUGUGUACUGUACUAUGAGUGCCUGAAAAAGAAUGCUCGGCACACUGUUCAAAGUUUAAAAGGUAGAUCCCACUGUUAAUAGAUACAAAGAUCCUAGGUAAGGUUUGUAGCCAAGUGGAUAUCUAGGUGUGCUGUAGAUGUCCAAUUUUGGGCGAAAAAGAAAGAGUACAUGUGUUGUAGGCUUGAGAGUUGAGGAGGAUGCGUGUCACUUACACAUGUAAUUUGCUCAAGUUAAAAUCCUGGACUAAGUAAUUAUAAGUAAUAACUUCUUGCCAAGGUGUAGUCAUUUCUAUCAUGGGAGACUGGUAUAUACACUGUAAUGCUUGCAGCCACUCUGUAGUGAAUGAGUAUCCACCCUGCAGAGUGUAGGGAAGUAGUAAUACAUGCUACUAAAACAAUGUCAUGCAAUACCUUGGUGGGGAUCCUGUGGCAUAAGUGUACUGACCUGUGAACCAACAGGAUUCAAAAGCCACACUGAUUUGUACAGGCAUGGAUAUCUUGACCAGAGAGUUUCUGGAAACUCACAGUGAACAAAGCCUCAGAACAUAAGGGGUCAGUUAUGUCCCACCUGGCUGAAUAUUCCUGUACCCCACUACAUUUAGUGGAGCAUUUACACCUUUUUUGUACAAAACGGUUACAUUGUAGCUCUCAGAAAACUGGCCACAAGCGAGUCAUGUUGUUCACAAACAAUGAUAAUCCACACGCUGAUAACCCCAGCCUUCAGGUAAGAAUACCAUUAAUUUUAGUUACUUGAAUUUAAAAACCCAAGGGUAAAAUUAAUAUGGUGCGUAUUAAAUUUUUCACACCUUAAAUGCUUGAGGAUAGCACUUAUUUGAGGGCAGCAAUUAAAAUUUUCAAGUUGGAUGCCGCAAAGAAUUGUUAUUAUUAUUAUUAUUAUUAUUAUUAUUAUUAUUUAUAUUAUUAUUAUUAUUAUUAAUAAUGAUGGUAUAAUUGCUAUUUUCUGUAUUAAAAUAACAGAACUAAUAUCUUUUGAUUUCAAUUAAAUUUGGGCCUGCCCUGUUACUAGUUGCAACCAGCUUGAGAAUGGUGAACUAUUUUUUUGCCUUCUUCCAGAGACAAGCAAAGACCAAGUCUAGGGUAGGUGUCAUUAAAGAUGAUCUUGUUGUUGUUAACCCUAGUUAUAGCAGAGCUUUCGGUCAUGGUGGCAGUUGUGUGUUUAAUACUGUCAGUGGAAAAGCAAGUCAAUGACACCAUCUGUAACAAUUUCCUUGGCUAUAAUAAUUACAUGUAAAAUGAAAAUUAACCCUUGCCCACUAUUUUUGUCAACCUACAAAAUAAUAUUAUUAUGAUUUGUUUACAUUUAAACCCAUUGCCAAAAUAAUUAAAGAUGGGUGUGGUGAAGGUGCCAUACCUCGACAAACUGAGUGAGCCACAGGUGAGCGCAGAAUGUAACCAUGAAAACCCUGUGAGAGGCAUUUACUAUAUAUGCACUGUCACAUUGAGAACCUCAGUGGAGGGUUUCAUAGAUACUUACCAACACACAUCCAGAGGGAGGGAGGGCUUGGGGGGGGGCAAAAUGGCUAAAAUGAAUGCAUGGGAAGGCAAUGUGAGCAAAACAAAUUGUCUAACAAAAGUGCUGUAAAAUUUUUGAGGCUGGCUGCAAAUGCGCAAAGAUCACUGCCUUGCAUAUGAUUAGAUAAGGAGGCCACUGGCCAGCAUGUCCUGUGUUUAACCUUGCCUAGAUUACAUUUAGCCACAUUGUAAAUUAUGUUAUUUAUGCACAUGUACCAUUAAUGAAAAAAUAAUAGUCAUCUAAAUUUCUUUUUCAGGAUUUAAGUGAGAUUGGCAUUGCAAUUGAGCUGAUGCAUAUUCAACCUUCUGAUGGUUCCUUUGACUCAAGUCUCUUUUAUCAAGUAAGUACAUAAUUUCCCCAAUUAUUAAAAAAUUCAUUAAUAAUAAUUCUUCAUAAACAAAAACAAAAGAAAUUGAUGUUCAAUGAGUGAGUGUCUUUAUAUCUGAUAAAGACAGGGCUAAACUUUACGUCAAAUUUUUUGGACCAAAAUAGCCCCCAAUCUUAAUAGUAGUGCAAGAUUGAGUUGAUCUUCAUUUUAUAUCAGAGAUUUUGAAGCCGUUCUAAAAACUCAAGAGUGCAUCAUCGGGUUUAAAAACUCUUGGCUUCGCCUCUAGUUUUGAAACCUGUUAAUACACUCCUGUUCAUUUUUAAACAGUAUAUACAAAACAAUUCUUGAUAAUUGUAAUGAUUAUCAUUGAAACAGAACAAAACAGGUUACUUUAAUUUUGUAGGAUCGAAACAGUGAUAAAAAAUCAAAGCUUUUCCUUUACCAAAAACAAAUAAGUGGAAUCCUGAUAUAUUGUAUUUGUUUUAGUAUGACUGGAUCAAGAUACUAUUUCAAUCUAGUGCUAAUAGUAAAUAAUAAUAUUAUAAUUGACUCUGGUCCCAGACAACGAUUAUUAUUUGGUUUGAAGGAAUCUAAGUGUGCAGAAUUCUUGUAAACCUUUAUUUGUCAGUAUUAAGAUAAAAAACUGGUUUGAGUGUCUCAGAGACAGACAGUAAAUUAAUGAUGGCUAAUACUGUCUGCCAUCAUUUAACGGACAAUGACUGAUGAAGUUAACAUGUUGGCAAUUGAUAACCAAAAGUUUAGUGUUUUCUUUGGUGUCUUAUGUGUGCGUGCUGUUUUAUUUUACGGUAUAAACAAGUUUGUUCCACAUUAGCCUUCCACAUUUCAGGAUUUAAUUCAAGUGGAUGAAGAUGAAGAAGGGAUUUUGCCUGAUCCAUCUGAGAAGUUUGAAGAACUACUUUCUAGGUAUUGAGUAUUAAAAUUGGCACUCCAAGCGAGUUUCAAUCUCAUGUCAAAUUUUUCCGUUUCUUUUAAUAACAAACAUAUAAAGAAUAUUAUUUGAAAGGAUAAUCUGGAAGUCUACUUGGAGUGAAACUAUUAUUGUUUGCUGUAAUGAUUUAUUAUGAAAUGAACUAGAAAAAUAAGAACAUUAUAACUUAAGCUAAAAUAAAUCAUAUUAAAGUAGAGGUACAUGAUUGAUUGUUGACUUAACCAUCCUUGUUUUUCAUUAACUAGUUUUGCGCUGUCUUUUAUUCACUUCUGAAUAUUUUGUGAGGCAGUUUCUUGUAUGAGAAAACAAUAUAGACCAAUAAUAUAAGUCCUUUCCGCUACAUUGAAUAAUAAAAUAGUAAACUGUGUUGUCUUUUCUUUACAAAAACAGAGUGAGGAGGAAGCAGCACAAGAAACGACCCAUGGCAACAUUUCCUUUGACACUGGGAGAUGGGAUUGAACUUGGCGUUUCUGUGUAAUUAAUAAGCAUUCUACGUUUGCCAGUUGAUGGAACUUUAACGUCCUGGGCCGGGUUGUUCAAAGCUGGGUUAAGAUAACCCAGAGUUAGUGCGCAAUUUGAAUUCAGAUUUGAAAGCUUAAAAGGCAUUUCAGUUUUAAUUCUUUUUGUCUACAGGUUGAUGAUUGGAAGCCCUAAAAAUAACAGAGAAAAUUAUCCGAGAAAAUACUUUUGACCAUAAGAAAAGGAAACCCGGGUUAAGUGCUAAUUGGCCUUUAAAAAACUGGGCCCAGCUCAAUGUUUGCCCUAGCAAGACAGACAAAUUCUGCACUAUUAUAAUUGUAGCUUAAAACAUCACAAAAUUAAAAUACACAGUGAUAAUUGGACAAAAUUUCAACAUGUUAUUUACAGAACUGUAGGUCAUUGCACAUAAUUAAUUUUUGCGGAUGUUUGUUUUCCGGUCAGUUUUAACCUCUGUGGAGCUGCAAAAAAAUCCAGCCACAUAAAUUUGGACAGCCGCACAAAUGAGGAAAUUAGAACGCACACAAAGUAUAUAUGUGUGGUGAGUACUUAUUGAUCAACUGUAUUAACACAUGUAGUAACAUAACAUUAAAUUAAAAAUUUGUAACACUCAUACAUUUCGCUUUUGGACCUGUAAGUUAGGCAAAGAUACUUUUAUUAAAUUUUGUGUCCAGCAACUGUUUUUAUUUUAAUUUUGGGGUCUCACAAUCUUUACAUUACAUGUAUUUUGAAUCUUUAAAUAGGAUACCGGAAGGGAGCUAAUGCCAACAGAUAUAAAGCUCUAUCAGAUGUUUGGGGGACAAAAAGUAAGGCUGUAUAAUGCUUACCAGUAUAAAUUAAAAAAAGAAGUGCUUCUUGACUUAAUGUACAUUUUGGCUUAAUUUUUGGAAUCGUUGUUGAUGGGACACCCUUGGGGCUGAGGAAAGUGUCCCCUGAAUAGAGGUUGGGGUGGGGUUUGUUAAUGAUUAACCAGCAAAGAAACAAAUAAAUGAUUUAUUUUGCUUUGGAAUCAGCUGCAGUCAAAAUUUGAAGCAGCUAGAUAUUAUACUUGUAAAUUAUUGGCAAAAUUGUGUGUUGAAUUCCCACAAGUUUCAGUUCAUUGAUUUAUGUGAGAUAGACUAUGUAAUCUUUUAAACUUAUCAACCCUCUUUGUUGUCAGUCACGUUUUGAGUGCCAAGGUGUCCCCUUGAAUGGAAGUUAAACCUGGGUUUUGGGACCCACAAUCAAUGACAAAAUUAGCUGAGACACUUUACCUGAAAAUGGGUUUUUGACGUUUUACCAACUAAAGCUUGUCUUCCCCCAUCCUCUAGUACUAGUCUCCAUGCAAUGUUGUGCCGCUGUUCCUGCUACCUGUAGAGAACAACAAACACCCCAACUUUGAAUGGAAGGGAGGGGGGAGGGGUGUGGACAACAAUUUUUUUUUUCAACAUUGAAGAAAGGUGUCCCUUCAGUAAAGGUAACAGAUAUAAAGAUUAUGUGACUGACAUUUUUCCAAGACCAAAUUUUGUGUCCCCUGAAUGGAGGUAUCCCUUGAAUAGAGGUGCCCAACAGGAGAUAUUCCAUGCAUUGUAAUAUUUAUUAUUUUGUUCAAAUUCAGGUCAUCUUUGAGAAAGAAGAAGUUACUGCUAUGAAGACAUUUGGUGAUCCAGGUAUGAUACACUGUAACAGUUUAUUUCACCGCUGAGUGAACUGCAUCAAUACCAAAAAAUACUAUAAUCUGAUUGGUUCAUGUCGGUAAUUUUCUACUGCUUUCUUGGCUCUUGCAGACUAAGCUAGAGCUGUGUUAUUUGACCUAUUUGAUUACUUGUAGCAACUAGUAAUCAGUAAGGGCAGAUCAAGGAGUUUCUGAUGAGAGUGGGGAGGAGGGCAGGAGGAGGGGGGGAUGGGAGGUCCAGAACUAUAAAAUCUCCCAGACAGGCUUUGUUGGUCUUUUUAGCAAGUGACAUUGGUGUACUCAUUGGGGUCAGGAUUAUUUCUCCUAUGAGUGUAUUUAAGGGGUGUCCGGAUCCCCCUGAACCCUUGAAAUUGACCCAUUAAAUUUUAAUAAUAUUAUUGAUAAUAUAUCAUUCCACUUUCAUUGUUAGUAUUAAAAACAAAAGUGUUUAGCCCAGUUUUUGGUUGGUUUUUUAUUAAUAUUAUUGUAUUUUGUUUAUAUUGAUAUUAUUUUGUUAUUAUUUUCAGGUCUUUUGUUAAUGGGAUUUAAACCUAAGUCUUCACUGAAGAACUAUUUUCAUAUCAGACCAGCCCAGUUCCUUUAUCCCAGUGAAAAGGUGUGCAGUACAGUGUAGAAGAACUCAAAAUAAAUUAUAAGAAAUCAACAAUAAUUAAAAUGUCUUGAAAACAUUAUGUAAAAUCAAUGGAGUCCAAAAAAUAGAGUAGUUCUUCUAUUUAGCCCCCAACGUCUUAGUAGUUUUUUAAUUUAUUCGAAAAGAAACAUUUUAACAUAAUAAAUAUUAUCACAAGAAAAUUAAGAAAUUUGUUUUAUACACCCCAAGAACUGUUUUUGAACUCAUCAGUUUGAAACUGGUAAAUGUUCUAAUUAUUACUCUCUCAGCAGUGAAAAAAAUACUAUAAAUGUAUGUCCACUCAGAAAUUAUGAAAAUGGCCUCUGAUUGAGAAACAAAAAAUAAUAUUAAAUAACUAAAACACACAUGGCAGAACAGAGAGUGUGCUUUUGGGUAUAUUAAUGCCUAUAAAGGUCUUAUUUGAAUGAGAUUUAAAGGCCAGUCUUAAACUUGUUUCACAGAGUGUAACUGGAAGUACCACAUUAUUCUCAGCACUUUUGAAAAGAUGUCUUGCAAGGGACGUGGUGCCGAUAUGCCGAUACAUACCCAGGAGUGGCUCCCCACCAAGAUUUGUUGCUCUGUUACCACAGGUGAAUAACUUGACUUGAUUGUUAUUAUUAUUAAAUAACAGUUAUUAAUUUGUUAUCCUCCUGUAGGUUAGACAGGGACAACGAAACACAACUGCAAGUUACAAUUUGGAAGCAAAUAUGUAUAAAUACGCACUUUAACCCUUUUCAGACCAGACAUCCAGAGGGAUCCCCCCCUCUUCCCCUUCUAUAGCUGUCAAUUAAAACCAUGAUUAAUAGUUUAAGGUGCCAGAGACUUGCUUUCUCCAAUGUUACUCAGGUGCUUGAAUCCAUGCUAGGGGUUACAAAUGUACAAGACAAGGAUGUGUGACAUAUAUGUAUAGUUGUAUGACUUGGCUAAUCUGAUACAGCCUGUGUUUUGUGGGAGAAUGACUGUUUCAAGUUGGACUUGAAGCUGGAGUGAUCCCCUGAUUUCAAGUUUGCUGCCUUGACCUCUUGACCCAGUGCCUGAAAUUAUCAUUAGUUAACACUUGCAAUAUUCUUUGUCUUUGAUCCCUUUUUUAAACCGUCUUAUUAGAACUUAAACCUUAUUUUAAACAGAUGUAGUGAUUAAUUAGGGGUAUGUGAUGUGUUACAGUAGAUAAAAUAACCUUAAUGUACCAUGUUUCUCUUCAGCUUGAUGGGCCAAAAAAUCUUUCAGCCUGUAAAUUUAAAAACUGUGUAGCAGUGUUCAAGAAUUCUUUUUAAAAACAAUUUAGCAUAAUUCUAAUGUUUCUGCAAUAAUACAUUUUAAGUAAAAUUUUAAUUCUUGCUAUUUUCAUUUAAGGAGGAAGAAUUAGAAGAGCACAACAUUCAAGUUACUCCACCAGGAUUCCAUCUGAUUUUUCUUCCAUUUACUGAUGACCUAAGGAGACUGAAAUAUGAGGAGACACCUAAAGGUAACUGCACCACAAAAGAAUAAAUAAAAAUUAUUAUAUUGUACAUAAUCCGAAACCACUCCCCUCCAUUCCCCAUCCUUACAAUCAAAGUUUGAAAUAACAAAGGGCCAUAGGGACUGCAAAAAUGUGCACGAUUGCUGUAAAGAGGUGUCAUUUUAUGGAGGUUCUAAUUAAUAUUUUUUGUUUUACCUCACGCUGGGGUGAAGAAGUGCUGUUUUCCGCUGGCUGAGGAACAAACGAAGCCGAUUGAUGUACAGGCUGCCCAGGUGCUCAAAGUACAAUGUAGACAUGGUACCUGGCACUUGCAUCUCCUUUCAUGUGCGGCUCUCACAUGACUUCUUACGCCACCCCCAAGAGUCUAAUAUAGACACAAGCUUCUUGUCCACUAGCUAUCAUAGUAUUAAUGCUGUACAUUUUUUAAUAGUGGGAGUUUAAAUUCAGCAAAUGAUUCUGAAUUCAGUUGCAAGUUAAGGUAUCCUCACAUUCCAAUACUCUAUUACUACUGCACUGGCUGUGAAAAUGUGUAGUUUUUGUUUGGAUUUAAGAUUCUCAAACUUGAUCCAUGCCAUCCCCUUUUUUUAGAUAUGGACUCUUCUCGUGCCUGCUGGAUUAAAAUUAUUUUAUUACUAAUUCAUAUCUUUUAAAUUGUAAUAUUUGUUUUAUACAAUGUAUGUGCAGCCACAUCAGAACAGAUCAGUAAAGCCAAAGACGUCAUCAAGAAACUCACCCUUGGAUUUAGCAGUUCUCAGUUUGAAAAUCCUUGUAAGUUACAUGCAAUGUACAUAUAAUAUUAUUAAAUUGUUACAACUAACAAGUUUUAAGUUUUUUUGUAUUACAUAAUGACAAAUAAAAUUGUGUUGUUCCUGAUAGUCUUCUGUGUUUUACACUGUCUCUUAUUAUUCUUCUCUUCUUGUAGCUCUUCAAAAACACUUCAAGAACCUUGAAGCUUUGGCUUUAGACAGAGAUGAACCAGAAGAAGUCAUUGAUUACACAGGUAACAAUAUUAUUCUUGCAGCCUCCUCUUGUUAUUAUGAAAGGAAUCUUGUACCAACUCGAAUGUACAGAUCAGUCAUGUACCCAGAAAAGUGCUGCAUCCUUUAAUAUAUACCCUAAAGUAAGAUUCGGGGACGAUCUCUUUUGAUAACAGUCAAUAGAUAAUUUAUAAUUAUUUCCUAGUUGUUUAGUUUUUUUUUUUUCCAGACCCCCCCUUCUGUUUAUUUAUUUAUUUAUUUACUUAUUUAUUUAUUUAUCUAUUUAUCUAUUUUUUUCCAGACCCCCCCUUCUGUUUAUUUAUGUAUUUAUUUAUUUAUUUAUUUAUUUAUUUAUUUAUUUAUUUAUUUAUUUAUUUGUUUUUAUCGUUAUGACAUAUACCCUUACUGGCAAAAAUCAUCCCAUGGUCCCUGUUGACUUGAUUUUUCCUUUGGGGGGUCAAUGACAAAGAAAACUUAUACUAGUUAUACUAUACAUCCCAGAUCAAUUCAUGAACAAUUAUUAUGUACUUGAAAUAAUUAAUUUUCAUGAUAUUAUUCUCAUUGCAGAGCCAAAAAUAGAAGCAAUUGAUCGUAAGGCUGGUGAGGCUAUCAAGGAUUUCAAGGAAGUAGUGUUUCCUGAUGAUUAUAAUCCUGCUGGAAAACCUGCUGCGAAAAGAAAGGUAUAAAAAAAUAUUGAAGGGGUUUUAUUUAUUGUUGUUGUUGCUCUAGGAUAACUUUUGGCUUGAUAAAGAGAACACACAGGGAAGAAAGGAACUCAAGUGUGUAAGUGAAGUGUAGUUCAUGGGAAUAUUAGGGCUGGCCAGCAUGAAUUUUUCUUGUGUCGUGGAUGUUGCAGUUAGCAACUAUUGUCUAAAUAUUCAGCCACCUUAAAUGACUAUUGUAAUAAACCCCUAGGGCAUCUUCUAUUUAAUUUUAGGGGUCCAAGCGGGGGCGUUUAAUACAUAGGAGGCAUUUAUAAGAGAGAGGCAUUCAUUCUCGUAACUGUAACAAGCUCAAAAAAACUAGCCUGCAGAGCAGGCGUUUUUUAACGAAAACUCGGAGGUACACUUUUUGACUCGUCCCAACUCUCUGGUAGUAUUAACGUCCAAGAUGGCGGGACAACGUCAUUCCUGAAAACAAUUCAUGGAUCGCGCUCCAAAAUACUCCUGCUUUGCAGGCUACAAAAAAAAACUAAUAUGCUUUCGGUGAAAAUAUCAAGAGAGUUUAAUCAUAGUGGAAUAUCCACGCCAUCAACUUAUAUAUCUUGGCCGUCCAGAGAUCCAUAACACUCUUUCAAAUCCCAAUAUCAAUGUCAGAAUCCUAGCUCAGGGUUAUUGUGUUGCCAUCGUUGGUCUAUUUUUACUUAAAACUUGACAUUGAAUAAAAUGAAAUAUACAUAGCCUGAAUGAAUUGAAUGAUGUUGCUUCUUUUUUCUAUUAUUCCUAGUACAUUGGAGUAAUUCUGAUAGAGGGCAUUUACUAGAGACUAAAAGAGGGGCAUCCAAUACAAUUUUAACAGCACAGAGGGGGCGUUUAGUAGAUAAGAGGCGUUUAUUGGGGAGCGGGAAUUUAUUAGGUCAUUUACAGUAUUCAAAAGAGGUUGGGAUUAGUCAACUAAUCCUGGACCAUUAUUUUAAUGCUCCACAGCCCCCUAACAUUUUGUGAGAAUUCUGCUUAAAAAAAAUUAAUUACUUUUCAUGAUGUCAUCUUUGUUUUAGGCUGAAGGAGGAGGAGCUGCAGCCAAAAGAAGCAAGCCAGGGGAUGAUGUGGAAAUUGAUAUGAGAGAAGAAGCACAGAAAGGCCGGGUAAGUGGCAGUGUUCAGUGAGUCUCUUUUCACCAAAUUAUUACUGAUAACUUAACUCAAUUAUUUAUUUGUCAAGAGAACAAUCUGCUUUUAAUAUACAUUUAUCCAUAGCUUUUUUAUUAAAUUAUGUACAGGUCAAAAUGAAAUUUAGGUUAAAAUUUUUUGACCCAAUGUCCUUUGUCUUCUAGCCCUAGUUCAUUAUUAGGGCCAGGGGGGAAUCAACCUAGUUUAAAAAAGUUUAAUGUGCUAAAUUUUAUUUUGACCUGUAACAUAUAUAUAAAUAGAAUAGAAUGGUUAUGAAGCCCCUGAGAUUCUUUUGUUAUUUUUUGUGGACACAGUCAUGUUCAGUGCAAAUACAUGUACUGUUUCUUCUGCUUUUUUUCUUUACAGCUUUCCAAGCUCACAGUUCCAGUGUUAAAAGAAUUUGUCAAGCAAGCUGGUAUCAAGUGUGGGACCAAAAAGGCUGAUCUAGUUGAAGCUAUCAAGGACCACUUUGGAGUCUGAUUUCUUUGUACUUUUAAAAACAUUAUUGACUUUAUAUUGAAAAUAUGUUUAGUCUCCUACACUGCUGCUCGGGCCAGUGUCAGGCAACGAUCCCGGCAUGGGGGUGGGAGGUUGUGUCUACAUGUAGACUUGAAAGAGAAAGUUUGAGAUAGUUGAAUGCAUUAUUACAAUAAGACAUAUUUAGAUUUCUGACAUUUUAGUUCUUUAAAGACCAUCUUUGAUAUGCAAACGUACUACACACCAUACCAGAACAGAAUUGCUUUAAAAAUGCUGAAAUUAUAGAUUAAGUCUUGCCAAAACCAUCUUUGCAGUAUACAAGUACGAUAUCAAGGUGUAUAGUUUUGUUUAGUUUGCAACACAUCUAAUAAGUUCAUGACAAGAAAUGUUAAUUCUAUUCACAUGCUUUCUUUAAUAAUAAUGUCACUCAAAUAAUAUUAUACACUUUUACUAUUAAUGGUAAGUAGUCUGGAUACAUAGUAUCACAAAGGAAG
Molecule: messenger RNA, 19169 nt
Organism: Porites lobata
Lineage: Eukaryota; Metazoa; Cnidaria; Anthozoa; Scleractinia; Poritidae
Source: the annotation of a GenBank genome assembly